GUCUUCCGUGUGGCUCCCACAUAGUCAUGUUCUCAACUGAUCCUCGUCAGCCAACGGCCCUUGAGCUCCUCCACCGACACUAUGUAAUUGUGCAGUUGAUGCGCGUGGGUCUCCUGGCUUGCCCUCAUUCGAGUCCUCCGGGGCUUUUCCUCCAAGGACAUGUUGCAAUCUGGAGGAUCGUACCUUUUCGCUGGACCGCUCCUUGUUCAACGCCCUCCUCAGCGAUCCCAGGAUCUUGCCUGCCCUUCCUGCCCUGGCGAUCCGACAAAUCCACCGCGGCCCCGCAUACCGUUCCGUAGUUGUCAAUCUGGAUAUUCUUCGGUCAUCGUUCCAUGAAAGCAAAACCCUCUGACAUCCACUUCUCCACAAGGAAACCUAGACCAUGGGACGGGGGCACGACAAGGCAGCGGCGGCCGCCAAUUUUCUCGAACUGUCCAGGGAUGCUAGUAUCGGGAGAAAGAGUGAGUGGGAGAGAGAGGCCCGCAACGCUCAAGCUUUUAUGGACGGCAUGUGAGCGUUUAUCAAACGGCAUAUCCCCAGUCUCGACGCCAUCCUGUGCCUGCUGUCAAUUCAAUUCUUCAAGCGUCUUUUGUCGUUGGCGUUCUCAAGUAUGGCCACGGGACAGUCGGUCCAGGGAUUGUUGUCUGCAGUUCCUCAAUGCGCUGUAUGGUGAUAUCACGGCGUAUUCCAUCUGCCCCGGCUGGACUCUUUGAUGGACGAUGGCUGACACGAGGCUUAGGCUUUGUGCGCCGAAUCCCUCUUUCCAUCCUCGACAUGCGCCCCGACCGACCUGGCAUGCAUAUGCGCUGAUGCAUCUCUCGUCACGCGCAUUGAGCAGUGCAAUUCCGCGAACUGCACCGUGAUCGAAGCUUUGCGUGAGUUAUCAGUCUGUUACCACCGUGGCCUGCAUGCAGUGGGAUGAUAUGACCGGAGAGAGAUUGAGAGGAAAUCCUCCUUGCCUGAUCUGACGAAUCUUUCACACAGGCGCCGUCAAUCUCACGGAGAAAGCAUGCGGUGUGAUGCCGAAAAACACGUCCCACACCUAUAUCAUCGUCACAUCCAUCUUCAUGGCCCUUGCCGUCGUCUUCUAUCUGAUCAGGCUUUCUGUCCGACCGCCUCUUACUCCGGGGUUCCGAGUCGACGAUGGGAUUAUGAUGGUGGCAACGCUCGGCGUGGUUGUCUUCACGUCGAUCAACUUUCAGGCUGCACACCUUGGCUUAGGGCAAGACCUGUGGAACGUCCCACCCGACAACAUCGACAUCGUUUUGAAGAACUUCUUCAUCGGCGAGUUCUUGUACAUCUUCAUCUCGGUCUUGACGAAAUUGGCCGUCUUGUCGUUCUACUUGGCCGUCUUCCCACAGCCGCACUUCCGGAAAGGCGCGUACGUCGUCAUCGGCCUCUGCAUUGGUUAUUUUGUUUCGUACAUGUUCGUUCUCGGCUUCGAAUGCACCCCCGUGGCCUUCUUUUGGGAGCAGUGGCGCGAUCCCACCGCGGGAACGUGUAUCAACAUCAACGCUGGAGGCUGGGCGGCCGCGGGCAUCAACAUCGGGCUUGACCUCGCCAUUCUCGCGCUGCCGGUGCCCGUCAUCCUCCAGCUCGAGAUCUCUCGACAGCAGAAGCUCCAGAUCUUGAGCAUGUUUGGAGUGGGCUCGUUCGUCACCGUUGUCAGCUGCAUCAGACUACAAUCACUGAUCAACUUUGCAAAGAAUUCCAACCUUACCUUCUACCUACAGCCAAUCUCCAUCUGGAGCUCCAUCGAACUGGAUAUCAGCAUCGUCUGCGCAUGCAUGCCGGCCGCGCGGCUGUUCUUGCAGAGAACCUGGCCGUCGAGAUUCGGGACGUCCAAAUCCCAAGCGGGCGCGUACACCCGCCAGCCUAGCACAUUCGAUGCGCCCCAUCAUCAGUCGCAGUUGUCGGGACGCCUGGCUCGGGAUUACUCAGUAAAGUCCGCCAACGCGAACGUGUCGCAGCCUCGGUGGGACAAUAACGACGUGGAGCUGAUGGAGUCCGACGGUUGGCGGGGGGCAUCCAGGACCUGCGCAGCAUAUGUUCCGACGACGGACGCAAGACAUUACUGAAUAUUCGAGGCGAUCACGCCGACAUGCUCGGCCUGAUCACGCUCCACAACGUCGUCGACGUCGCCAGUGGUCUCGGUGAGAUGCCUGUACAUCUCCUCGAUGUCGGCCGGUUUAGAACGCUCGAGCUUGCCGGGCUUCAGGCCGCACAGGCGGCAGAACAUCAUGAUCGUGGACUUCCACUUGUCGGCGUCGGCGCGGUUACCGUAGCUGCCCAGUCCCAAAACCGUCUUGGACCCUGACGCGCGAGAUGGGCACCUCGAUGGCGAGUACCAGACCCUCAACAGCGCUGCCAGCGAAGAGGUUGUUUGAGGCAACGCGCCCGGCCUCCAUAAUGACGGGGUCGGUGCCUGUGGUGCGGGCCAGCGCGUUGACCGCAUCGGCCUGGCCGUCGGAUGCCAGGUUGGCGGCGCACACUGCUUGGUGCGGAGGUUCUGGGCCCGAACUGUACAAGACCUCUACCGCCGCUCGGGGUGGACUCAAUAUCAUCACACACGAAUUAUAGGCUCGGGCCGAAACGAAUGGGUAUAAAAUAUGAGUAUACACGGAAGUUGAUUGAGUCGUGGUGGGCAGAAUACGUCUCUAAGAUGAAGAAGGACUACGAAUGGAGCCUGUAUCGCCAUGCUCGGCCAGAGCGUACCCUCUCUCCUGGCGUCGUGAUAAAGAGACCCUCAGGGUCUGAUCCGAAGUUCUACUGUAGCUGGCAUUUAUGCCGAUGAGAGAAGAUUGAAGACGUCCUACGUAGUGGUGUUUCAGGCCGUUCCAUAGUCUACAUCGUUGAGGCAUUCAUCUCACCCUUGAUGAGGCCAUCCCAUCUCAUCAUACCGUAUGGCUGCAGGCCGUCGCUACAUUGAUGGCUAUUGACUGAUAGGCCCUGCCGCAGGCGC
This is a messenger RNA of Cladophialophora immunda, 2962 nucleotides long. RefSeq lists its product as hypothetical. The coding region runs from base 1020 to 2078 and encodes 352 amino acids. Lineage: Eukaryota; Fungi; Ascomycota; Eurotiomycetes; Chaetothyriales; Herpotrichiellaceae. The record is from RefSeq and is a predicted model, not a curated record. The transcript has 6 exons.